Molecule: messenger RNA, 726 nt
Organism: Kalmanozyma brasiliensis GHG001
Lineage: Eukaryota; Fungi; Basidiomycota; Ustilaginomycetes; Ustilaginales
Exons: 1
Coding region: 1-726 (241 amino acids)
Source: RefSeq, a predicted model, not a curated record
AUGGAGGGAUUCAUUAACAAGGCCAAGGAGUUCGCCGGCUCGCAGCAGGGCAAGGACAUGAUCAACCAGUUUACUGGUGGAAACAAGAACCAGAACAACAACUCGUCUGGCUACGGCAACGACAACGACAACAGCUACGGCAACAACAACAACGACAGCUACGGCAGCAACAACCAGUCUUCGGGUGGCUACGGCAACUCGAACGAUAACGACAGUUACGGUAGCUCCAAUAACCAGUCCUCUGGCUUUGGAUCGUCCAACAACGACGACAGCAGCUACGGCAACAACUCGUCGUCCGGCGGCUACGGUGGCGGAAACAACUCGUCCUCUGGCGGCGGUUUCGGCUCGUCCAACGACGACUCGUCGUACGGCAACUCUGGCAGCGGCGGCUACGGUUCGUCCGGCCGCAACAACAACGAUGACGACAACUCGUACGGCGGCGGAAACAACAACUCGUCGUCGUUCGGCUCCAGCGGUGGUCGCGGCGGCAACAGCGGCGGCUACGGCAACGAUGACAACGACUCUGGCUCGUACGGCUCCUCGGGUCGCCAGGGCCAGAGCGGCGGCUACGGCGGCAACAACGACAACGACGACUCGAGCUUCGGCAACUCCGGUGGCCGAGGCGGUCAGUCUGGCGGCUACGGAAACGACAACUCGGACUCCUACGGUGGCUCGGGCGGUAACAGCGGCGGUUACGGCAACAACAACACCAGUGACGACUACUAG